This is a messenger RNA of Anoplophora glabripennis (Asian longhorned beetle), 733 nucleotides long. It is a transcript of the gene Tcs1, whose product is annotated as yrdC domain-containing protein, mitochondrial. The transcript has a single exon. Bases 7 to 723 code for a protein of 238 amino acids. Gene Ontology annotation, cellular component: cytoplasm. Gene Ontology annotation, molecular function: double-stranded RNA binding; nucleotidyltransferase activity; tRNA binding. The record is from RefSeq and is a predicted model, not a curated record. Gene Ontology annotation, biological process: regulation of translational fidelity. NCBI's taxonomy places the organism in Eukaryota, Metazoa, Arthropoda, Insecta, Coleoptera, Cerambycidae.
GUUUAAAUGGUCUUGUUCAGAAAUAUAGUGUUUUUAGCUUCUAAAAUUAAUUUAUCUAACUUAGCGAAUGCAGUUCCUUCUAUGGCUACACACAUUCCCAUCUUAAAUUCAGCAGCAGAAGAAAUAGCCAUAGAAUAUUUGAAAUCUGGUUCUGUUAUAGCUGUACCUACGGACACUGUUUACGGAUUAGCAUGUGAUGCAACUAAUACAUCAGCGAUAAAUAAUUUGUACGCUAUUAAAUGUAGAAAUGAAAAUAAACCCUUGGCUAUUUGCCUUGGUGAAACAAAUGACGUUAAAAUUUGGGCGAAAGUGCAACAACUUCCACCUAAUCUUCUUGAAGCUUUGCUCCCUGGUCCUGUGACAUUAAUUUUACAUUGUGCAAAUAACAAUUUGGAUAAAUCAUUGAGUUUCAGGGAAAAAGUGGGUAUUAGAAUACCAGAUUAUCCUUUUAUAAGACAUUUAGCUUGUGGGUUAGGGAAACCUCUAGCUCUUACUAGUGCUAAUUUGAGUAACGAACCUAGUGCUGUUGAAGUUGCAGAGUUUAGUUCAAUUUGGGGUAAAAUUCCUGCUAUAUUUGAUGGCGGAAAAUUAGGAACAGAUCACAGUGCUUCUACUGUUGUUGAUUUGUCAGAACCAGGAUUAUAUAUUAUUGUACGUGAAGGAGCAGCACAUGAAGAAACGACAAACAUUUUAAAAAAGUUUGGCCUAAAAAACAAAUAUUAACCAUCAUAAU